AUGUCGAUUCUACUCAUACUACUAAUAAUAACAACGUCAGCGACGACAACAACACGGUAUGAAUUUAAAUUUCCAAAACUUUUCCCUUCAGUUGAUGCUUCACUCCUGUCACAAAAGUAUUUAAAACAAUCAGAAAAAUUUUAUUUAUCAAGAUAUAAUAAUAAUCAGCAUUUCAUUAAAUCCCUGUAUGAUAAUCAAAAUAAAUGGAGGGAACAGCGUGAAGGUGAACUGCCCAAAUCCGAUAGGAUGUCUGAGAAUACUGACGGCAAUGGUGCCGCCUAUAUCAACACGAAUAAUAAUGCGAAUAAUAAUAUCAAUAAUGAAGCAAGCCAAUUAUUAAUGAUUGAAAAGUACAAAAGAAAAUUAUUACGUCUAUUAAAUCUGAAAUCCCCACCGAAUGUGAAUGUUAACAAUGAAUCCGAAUGGAAUUCCCUGCCAAUUCUGUUACGUAAUCGUUUGAAAGCUGAAAUUGAUGCCUCAAGCCAGUUGAUAAACAAGCCAAUUGAUAAUGAUGAUGAGGAGAAAGGCACGCUGAUACUGCUGAAUCAAUGUAUGUAUGUCAGUUUUUAA
This is a messenger RNA of Trichobilharzia szidati, 570 nucleotides long. Lineage: Eukaryota; Metazoa; Platyhelminthes; Trematoda; Strigeidida; Schistosomatidae. The record is from the annotation of a GenBank genome assembly.